UGCGUUGGAGAGACCUGCGCAGGCCCAGUGGGCAAGCGGCGCGGAGGGACCUCCUCGCAUCUCCUUGCCCGGCCAUGCCCCGCCUGCUCUUCUUGGCUGCUGCUGCUGCCUCGGGAAGCCUGGAGGAUGAGCUGAAUCUCCGCGGUUGUUACUCUCCCCGGCGCUAAUUACAGGGUCGGGUGAUUACUUGAAGACACUUGCACUUUAAAAGGAAAGAUGCUGUCUCCAAAUGAUAGGAAGUUAGAAAAGCUGGAUCCGUUUUACCGACCUCCAGUGUCCAAGCAGAAGACCAGUGCAGAGAUUAUAAGUGAAGCACGAAAUGCCUUAAGAACUGUUAGGACCCAAAGACCCUUUACACCACAGGAAGAGCAAAGGAAACUCUUUGGACCUGCAUCUUCCAGGACACCAGAAAGUAGACCUCCAUCCUCCUUCAGCGUCCAUGCAUCCAGUUUUGAGUCCUCUGAUUCCAGGCCCAUCUCUGGCGCACGUCUCAGUCCACUAGAACUUAAACCUAAAGCUCCAGCAUCUCCUGCCACAGAGGAGGAUCCCUGCCCUUCCUUUCCUAAACCCCCAGUGGACCCUGUGAAGAUUAGAAGGAUAAGCAAUGCCCGGGCGCGCUUAUUCAGGGCGGCCUCCCAGGGGGCUCUUCUGCCAGACAGGACCCUUCCUCCUGCUCAGGCAAAGAAGAGAGUGGAACCCAAAGAAACAGUUAUGAUGGGAGACUCCGUGAUGAAAAGAAAUGGGCUUUAUCUAGCCGAAUCUAAUGCCGUUGGCCGGUUAAAGAGUCCUCCACUUCAGCUACCGUAUGUUGCAGACUUCAGUGAAAUCAAGGAGCGAGAAAUGUUCCAAGGGGCAACGUCCACGCCAUCUCAUCUCAGAAGUGGAGGGGACCAGGGCAGGAGGCAUUUGAGAGCCUCCUCAUGCCCCAACAGCUCAGGCUGGAGCAGGCUGGACACCAGAGCAGGAGUAAUACAAGUACAUGAGAGGAUUUGGAAAAUACAGGAGCACACAAGAGAAGCCUCAAAAGCCGAGUUGCAAGAAAAGGAUACAGAAGUAGAAGUAGAUGCUUUUUGGAAUACAAGGAUCGUACCGAUUUUGCAUGCGUUAGAAAAGGAAGAAAACAUUGAAAUGGUUUGUGCUGCUUGCACACAACUUCAUCUCGCCUUAGAGGAAGGAAACAUGCUGGGAAAUAAAUUUAAGAGAAGAAGCAUUCUCCUGAAGACCUUGUAUAAACUAGUCGAUGUUGGUUCAGACUUGCUGAGCCUUAAACUUGCAAAAAUUAUUCUGGCACUUAAAGUAAGUGGAAAAAAUCUUCUUAAUGUCUGUAAACUUAUAUUUAAAAUUAGCAGAAGUGAGAAGAAUGAUUCUCUGAUUCAAAAUGACAGCAUUCUGGAAUCAUUAUUGGAGGUCCUGAGAAGUGAAGACCUGCAAGCGAACACUGAAGCUUUUUUAUACUGCCUGGGGACAAUCAAAUUCAUUUCUGGAAAUCCAGGAUUUCUUCAUGAAAUGAUCAGCAAAGGUGCUGUGGAAAUAUUGAUGAAUUUGAUAAAGCAAAUAAAUGAGAACACCAAGAAAUCUGGCACAUGUUUGCCUAAUUCAGGCCACUUGUUAGUCCAAGUAACUGCUACACUGAGAAACUUGGUUGAUUCACCACUAGCAAGAAGUAAGUUUUUAAGCAUCAGUGCCCUUCCCCAGCUCUGCACAGUGAUGGGACAGUAUAUGGGUGACAAGGAUGUCUGCACCAAUAUUGCCAGGAUAUUCAGCAAACUUACUAUUUACCAUGACUGCUGUGUAGCCUUGGCCAACUAUUCCAGAUGUUAUGCCUUGUUUUUGAAUCUGAUAAACAAAUACCAGAAGAAGCAGGAUUUAAUCGUUCGCAUCGUUUUUAUUCUCGGCAACCUGACAGCAAAAAAUAACCCGGCCCGGGAGCAGUUUUCCAAAGUGAAAGGGAGCAUCCCAACACUGCUGUCUCUAUUCCAUACGUUCCACGAACUGGAUCUGCGUUCCAGGAAGCCCAUGGGGGAAGGAGAGGAGCGGAGCAAGGCGCCCAGGCGGCCGGCCCAGGCGGAGGACGUGCUCAUCAAGCUGACCCGCGUGUUCGCCAACCUGGCCAUUCAUCCGGGCGUGGGCCCGGCCAUCGCUGCCCAGCCGCGCAUCGUGGGGCUCCUUCUCGCCACGCUGGAAUACAAAUCGAUUGAUGAGUGUGAGGAGCUGGUGAUCAAUACCAUGGCAACGAUCAACAACUUAUCUUACUACCAAGUGAAGAAUUCUGUAAUUCAAGACAAAAAGCUAUAUAUUGCUGAAUUGCUUAUCAAGCUCCUUGUGAGUAACAACAUGGAUGGGAUCCUGGAGGCUGUGCGCGUUUUUGGAAAUCUCUCCCAGGACCGUGACAUCUGCGAUUUCAUUGUGCAGAAAAACGUUCACAAGUUCAUGAUCGCACUGCUGGACGCUAAGCACCAGGAUAUUUGCUUUUCUGCCUGUGGUGUUCUCCUAAAUCUCACUGUGGAUAAAGACAAGCGUGCCAUCCUAAAAGAAGGAGGUGGCAUUCAAAAGUUAGUGGAUUGUUUAAGGGAUGUUGGUCCUACUGACUGGCAGCUGGCCUGCCUGGUGUGCAAAACUUUGUGGAACUUCAGUGAAAAUAUCACCAAUGCUUCGUCCUGUUUUGGAGAUGAAGCCACCAACACACUUUUAGCUCUGCUGUCAUCAUUUUUAGAUGAAGAAUUAGCCCUGGAUGGGAGUUUUGAUCAAGACCUAAAACACUAUCACAAACUCCAUUGGGAAACAGAAUUCAAACCAGUGGCACAGCAGCUCCUAAACCGAAUUCAGAGUCAUCACACCUUCCUGGAGCCCCUGCCCAUUCCUUCUUUCUAACAUGAUGCAGAUUAACAACAGAAACAGGAAGUCAGGUCUCCUUCAUUCUUAAGAAGUGGUAACAAACAUGAACAUUUCUUUCAGUAUUAACAAAUAUUGAAAGUUUUUCAGGUACUGACGUUAGUGAGUAGUUGUAGUGUUUUAAAAGAAAUAAGCAUUUCUUGUUAGGUAUUAUGGAAAAAUGAGUAUACGUGUACUUUCCACUAUAAGAGAUGUAAGAUGAAAAUAUAUACGUGGUUUUCUAA
Molecule: messenger RNA, 3116 nt
Organism: Phacochoerus africanus (Common warthog)
Lineage: Eukaryota; Metazoa; Chordata; Mammalia; Artiodactyla; Suidae
Gene: ARMC2
Product: armadillo repeat containing 2
Exons: 19
Coding region: 217-2871 (884 amino acids)
Biological process (GO): cilium organization; sperm axoneme assembly
Molecular function (GO): protein binding
Source: RefSeq, a predicted model, not a curated record